AUGCUCCUCAACGAUCGUGAGUCCUAUAAAGUCGGCGAUGCCGCCAGUCUAAAGUCCCUAGUCGCAAAAGUUAACAGAAAUCUGGCUCAACCAAAGGAGGACAAGGUCAUCAUAUGGUAAAUGGCAAUGCCCCCAGAAACUGCUAUAGCGGGAUUCUAAGGUCUCUCAAAAGUACACAAGCCGGAUGUUCCCCUCCGUCCAAUCGUCUCACUCCGAGGCACACCCACACAUGGGCUUGAAAAAUGGCUAUUUCAGAAGCUAAGAUUCUUAGCUUCAGACUCACAGACAACGAUGCACUCAGCAGAACAGUUCCUUUACAAAAUAAGGGUAGUCACAAUCGAACCGAAUUAGAGGAUGGUGUCUUUUGACGUCGUCUCACUCUUCAUGUCUUCAGGCCCUUGCGGUCGAAAUGCUCACUGACCUGCUACGGCAAAAUUACGACGGGGACGAUGACCAGGAUCUCAUAGAACUCGUGGGAAACUGCCUCAAGACAUUCUUUACCUUCGAAGGAAUCACGUACGAGCAAAUCAAGGACUCUCCAAUGGGUCCACCAAUCUUCGGGCUCAUUUCCGAGGCAGUUCUACAAAAACUCGAUAGACGACUAUUAGAGGAGUACAAACCCAAGUUUUGGACACGUUACGUUGAUGACACCCUUGUAAUCAUCGAUCGGGAUAAAUUCAACUUCUAUACGAAAAUACUGAAUUCAGUCAAUCCCGUCUACAGUUCACGACGGAAGAGGAAGUAG
Molecule: messenger RNA, 745 nt
Organism: Spirometra erinaceieuropaei
Lineage: Eukaryota; Metazoa; Platyhelminthes; Cestoda; Diphyllobothriidea; Diphyllobothriidae
Source: the annotation of a GenBank genome assembly